CGGGGCGGGCCGCGGCGUUUCCGGCGGGUGACCCUGGUGAGUCCUUCUGCCUGACUGCAGCGGAGGCGCAGGGCGAUGGGGCUGCGCAAUAACGUUGUUCACGCUGGAGAGCCCGAGGAGGAGGAGGAGGAAGAGGAGCUGGUGGAUCCUUUAACUACAAUUAGGGAGCACUGUGAGCAGACUGAGAAAUGCGUGAAGGCGCGGGAACGUCUGGAGUUGUGUGAUGCACGGGUGUCCUCAAGGUCCCAUACAGAAGAGCAGUGUACAGAGGAGCUUUUUGAUUUCCUGCAUGCCAGGGACCACUGCGUUGCUCACAAACUCUUCAAUAAACUGAAGUGAACGCUGGAGUAAUUGUCCAUCUACUUCCACAAUCCAACAGGAAAUCCUUUUAGGUUCUUCUUGGAUUCACAGUACUGCCUGCUGCCUAUUUAUUGUGAAUGUGAAAUAUAAAUGAGACAGCUUUCUGGCAGCCUGGCAGUGAUUGAAUGUCAGCAUGUCACUGUGUCUAUUUUCAUGGAAGAUGUGCAGCUACGCAAAGUCCAUGUUAAUGUUCUGUAAUUUUCCAUAUUAAACAUUAAAAGUUCCCAUGGAAAUA
This is a messenger RNA of Rhea pennata, 595 nucleotides long. RefSeq names its product cytochrome b-c1 complex subunit 6, mitochondrial. NCBI's taxonomy places the organism in Eukaryota, Metazoa, Chordata, Aves, Rheiformes, Rheidae. The record is from RefSeq and is a predicted model, not a curated record. Gene Ontology annotation, biological process: mitochondrial electron transport, ubiquinol to cytochrome c. The coding region runs from base 76 to 339 and encodes 87 amino acids. The transcript has 4 exons.